Adineta ricciae is the source of this 351-nucleotide messenger RNA. Lineage: Eukaryota; Metazoa; Rotifera; Eurotatoria; Adinetida; Adinetidae. The record is from the annotation of a GenBank genome assembly.
AUGACGCUUCCACAAUUAUUUGCGCACAUUGAUGGAAUCGAAGCAGUACUUAUUCUCGAUAAAGAUGGCACACCUAUAUUAAAACUACCAACAGCGGAAGCGGUGGAUCAGCUCGAUUUACAGACCAUUAUACCACCGGCGCAAACCUUGCAAGAUCAAAGCCAACGUAUGAAUUUGAAAAAAUUGAAGACAGUUGUGACGUACUGGUCAGCUCGUCAAAUAAUAACGUACAAUGUUCCCCCAUUAGUUUUUAUCAUCGCUGCGGAUACCAAUGUUAACACAGGCGCACUAUUGAAUUUAUACAAUGAUUUUCAAGCCAUUGCUUCCGAAGAAUUAGCAAACAAAGCAUAA